Aspergillus pseudonomiae is the source of this 4767-nucleotide messenger RNA. RefSeq lists its product as uncharacterized. Bases 481 to 4383 code for a protein of 1300 amino acids. The record is from RefSeq and is a predicted model, not a curated record. The transcript is spliced from 5 exons. NCBI's taxonomy places the organism in Eukaryota, Fungi, Ascomycota, Eurotiomycetes, Eurotiales, Aspergillaceae.
CGACUUAGUUGCAGAGCGCGGCAACUUUCUUUGAGCAGGGAUCGAAGCGGGGAACUGGAAGUGCACUAUCCAUUUUAUACAUAUUACAGUCUCAGUAUAGAUGAUGCCGGUAUGAAAGAAAAAAAAAAGUUGUCAUAUAUUUCGUACUGAGUACUAUGGUAUAGACUAUGGAUGUUGAAGUGUAUGCCAUGACACGCUGUAAAUGUAUGCCUGGACAAUCAGGCAAGCAUGACAUAAGGUCACGUGAAUGGGUGGGACUUACGCGUUUCCGAUGUUUUGAUGCCUCGACUCUUGCCGACGACGGACAUCCUGAGCCCACCGACGACAACCAAUAUCCACCGACCCCACGCCAACUUUCAAUGCCGCUGUCGCCCCAGUCGCUAUCCUGAUUUGGGCUUUGUCGCCCCCAGUUUCACUCGUUCAAUCUGAAUAUUGACCUCGACCGACCGACAGCUGGGCAUCGCGUUUGUUUACAUCGUCAUGGCCGCUAGUGGCGCGAGGGCGCAGAAGCCUGUGGGCUCUGCGGCAUGGAUUUCCACGGAGAAGGAGAAUUUUACGAAUCUGCUCAAUCAAGAGAUGGAAGAAGUGGAAUAUCCGGUGCGCCAUGAGAUGGACUGGUUGAAUGAGCAUAUGGCCGAGAUCUUCUCCAGCAACCAAUUCAAUUUCACGGAAGCUUUUAAAACCCCCGGAAAGUUAAGAGGCAAGACGCCUCGGACUGCACGCAAAAGGGAUCCUGCUGAGAGUCGGGUGCCCUUGAGUGAGAUCUUUUCAACGUCGCAUAACAGGUUUGAGGAUAAGGUUGCGAGCCCAACACCUCACCGUUCUCCUGCUAAACAAAAGGCCCCUGUUUCCGUGCCUACUCCAGCUCCAGCUGCAGCUACACCUACAAAGCCCAACCAUGCUACAGAGAAUGCCCCACGACUCCAGUACCCUGAUCUCAGCAAGAACAUGAACUCUUUCACGACCUAUAACACGGACUCGGGCUACCAUGGAAUGCCGGAUGAAGGCGAGGAGGAAGAAGAUGACGAUGUUGUUCUGACACAGGUGCAGCCUGAAUCGCAAACAUCCACCCAGCCAUUCGAGAGUCAACCCACCCCGAAAGACGUACAAGAACAUCGUUCUUCGAUUAACCGCCGUUCCACGGGCGCUUCCUUCCACUCAGCACAUGAGGACGUUGAACAGCGCGGAAACACGGUGGAGCCUAUGCAAGUUGACCCAACUCCUGAAGCGGCCACAAAGGAACAUACCCCCCAGCCACAGCCGAAGGCGAAAGAGCCUGAGCCGAAAUCGGAGACAGAGGUGCAGCUUGAGCCUGAGCCUGAGGCACAGCCAGACGCGGAGCCCGAUGUCGAUGACGAGGAACCUGAAACGAAAGAGCCAACACCAGCACUGCAGCCAGAGGCGGAGCAAGCGGAAGAGCCAGAAGAGGCACCAGAAACUCAACUACCAAAAGACACAAUAUCAUCACCUGUUAAAUCAUCGCCUAUGAAAACUCCCGCUCCCCAGCCGUCGGAGCUUCAUGAAGAAGAGAAGGAUGACGCAAAGGAUGAUAUGGCCCUCGAUGAUGAGAACUUGGAUGACAUUGGCUCACCUUCAGAUGGCUCCACUCCGGAUCGCCCGCCGAUUCGUAAGAGCAGUCUUUCUUUUGCCUCACUUCCUGCUCGCGAGCCGCUCAUGAAGAAGAGUUUGGGCGGCUCCCGUAUCUCCCGAACAAGCCACAUUGACAUUGCCAAGAUCAACAACACCGGGGGCUCUGGUUUCUUCGGUAGGCAGACCGGUGGACACAGAUCAACCCAGGCUGCUCUGGAUGAGAAUGCGGCACAUGGUGAGAAGAUGGACCUUGAUGAUGAUAAAGGAGGCUCCCAGGAAGACACGGACGCAGACACAAAGGCUAGCAAGCUUCACAACAAGUCGUCUACUCAGCGAUUGCAUGAGAAGAUCAGUAUGCUUGGAAAACUCCAACCAUCACGACCUACGAAGUCUAUUCCGGCGGUCCAAGGCCUGCCCUCCACACAAGUAACAUAUCCAGAACUUCCGUCAUCUAAAGCUGAUGCAAAACCGGAGACGGCCUCCCAGAAAUCUCGCGGAACGCCAGCUCUGGAGGCCAUGGAAACUGAGGAUGACGAAUGGAUCCGGCCCUUGAGCUCACCCUCGAAGGCAAACUUCCCCAGGGGCCAGACAGCAGAUGCUCCAGAGAAACGCUCUGGCAUGGGUGCAAGUCAUACCCCUGACCAUGACGAUGCAUCUGCUACUCGAAAGAAGAGUGCAGCCCCUGAAGAGUCAGCGAGAUCCAGCGCAAAACAGGGCUUGGAAGCGGUUCUUGGCAAAUAUUCGACCCCAACGUAUUCAUCCCCUCAACGCCCCGAUCACCAGGCCAAAACCUCCACUUCACAUAUGGAUAGCCAAGUGUCGACCACCCCUGCAGGCUCUCCUAUCGCUCAAGACGGUCUGGUGAGUGCGUCUAAGUCGAGAUUACAAUCCAUUGUGAGGUCUGCCAAAGGUCUUUUCACGAAUUCUGCCGGCGUUGCUGCAGCUGCAAGGAUGGAGGUCUCUUCUCCAGACGAGCACAGAAUGCAGCGCACCGAACGUGUUGAGCCAGACAGGGCCAGCAAGAAGGUUCCACAGCCGACGCGGGACCACAGUCCCCCGCGACAAGAAGGCCGCCGAACACGAAGCUCUACCGAGCGGGAGGAACGUCGAAAGCAGAAGGAACUUGAAGAUCGCCAGCGUGAGGAGGAAGAAGAGCAGGCAGUGAGGGCACGGCAGCAAGAGAAGGAAAAGCAAAGAGCUGCUCAGCUCAAGGCUGCGCAGGAGAAACUAUCGGCUGAAAAUGAAAGUCGCAGAGCUCCGGUUGCACCAACUCCGCAGAAGAUGUCACAACUACAGAAACAUUCUUCGAGAGAGCCAGAGCCUAGCUAUGAGACAACCUCGAAACACACCGCCCGUCCGUCCGUCUCACACCAGCAGUCAACCAGGCAACGCCCUCCCAGGCCCACCCGAGAAGCUCUGCAAAAGCCGAAGCCUCAACCCCAACCCGUGUCGAUCCGUGUUGGCAGCGCUCUUUCUCGUCAAAUACCCAUGGCAUCCUCUUCGGUGUCCGGUGCUGCGGAGUCCAGCGUUCCGGUACCAACUCCCGCUUCCGCUUCUAAGCCACCUACCCUGAAGAAGAAAGCAAGCAACUCGUCUUUGCACACGGCGUCUUCCAACAGCAGCUUCAAGAGCUCUGUCUCCAGCCAGACACAGCGAAAAGCCCAGCUCGCAAGUGAGAGGAAGCGAGAGCAGGAAGAACGCGAGGCGCGCCGGAGAGAAGAACAAAGACGCGAGUUAGAACGCAAGCGUGCUGCCCAGCAACAGGAAGAAGCUCGUCGACAAGAGAUGCGGAGUCGCGCAGAGGCCGAACGUCGAGAGCGACUUGCUUCCGAAGACCCUAAGAAGGCCGCCCAGAUGCAAGCCAUCGAGAAGCGGAGACUAGAGAACGCUCGCAGGCUUGAGCGGCAAGGUAGUCAGCAACCUGAAACUAACACUACACACCCGCCAGAGAGGCCGGCUUCGCAGGCUGCUCGUCCCGCUUCACGACUGGGCUCCAUGCAGCCAUACAACCGCACAAUCAACCCACCUCAACCCAAUCCGGCCAAACCACCCAAGAGAGGGCUAGAUGAUGAACCAGGUCAUCGCUCUGCAGCAGCGAAGCCUGGCGCUAUGCAGCCUUCUGGCGAAACCAAGCGAAGGAGAACGGAAGACGAGCACAACCCCGUUAUGCGACCUACAAUGGCUCCGCCGAUUCGCCAGUCGAACAUCCGUAAAGAGUCGAUGAUCCGCAAGGAACCUACCAAGCCCUCUUUGUAUGGCCAUGCACAGCCGGGCUCUUCGAUCUUCAAGACUGCUCAAUCACAGCGACCUGCGCAUCCGAUGGACAUGGCCAAGUACGCGAGUGGCAAGAUACCCUUCGCGGAGCCGUCGAAUGCCCCCCAGCCAGCUACGCACAAGACCCCAGUCGCCAGCUCUUCGACUCAGAAGGCUGCUCACAAGCCAUCGCCAAACUAUCCUAAUGGCGAGAACAUUCAUCUGCCGGAAAUCGCAACCGACAGUGAGGACGAGGACUCCGAUGCUGAGAUGCUCCCGGUGCCGAAGUGGGCUCAACCCAAGGAGCUCGAGUCGCUUCUGCGCCAGCAGGAGGGCUUGGAGGCGGAUUCCAUUUUUGGGCCCAUUGCUCCGUUCUCGCUGGAGGAGACGUUCAAGGCCGAUAAGAGGAUCAAGAAAUUCCGCGAACGCACCAGCAGUGCAAAUUGGGCUGGUACUGAUGCACUCACUCAGGAAGAAAUCCGACGGGAUCUUGCUGAGCGACAGCGUUUGCGACUUAAUGGGGGGUGGAGUUUCAAUUAGUGUCAGUUGCAUGGGUUUAUCAUGAUACCGAGUGGUUUUAUUCUGGUUUGUUUUAGUAGGAGUAGACUUACGCGUUGGCAUGACUGGUCGGCGUUCUUGAGAUUGGACACUGCUUGGCUGCAUUAUGGGCAUUAUAAUCAUGCAUUGACUUAUGUUGAGCUUUUAUUACUGUAUGCGUUUGGACGAUAGUUGGCUUGGUAUAUGCUGGAUGAUGGUGUCAUGACUAUAAUCAACGACUUGCAGUAUAGUCUUUGACUACAGUGAUUGGUAGCAUAGCCUAAUACAUCGGACAUUCGUAUGGACUUAUUAGGCUAUCCACCUUCAUGAAUAACCUCCACCAGGACCACUAUAUAUAUCCGCAAACUAGUUCCACCCCUGCCAAAC